Geodia barretti is the source of this 200-nucleotide messenger RNA. The record is from the annotation of a GenBank genome assembly. Lineage: Eukaryota; Metazoa; Porifera; Demospongiae; Tetractinellida; Geodiidae.
CGUGGCUAUUCAAACGUGACAAAAGUAAAAGAGAAGGGCGGGCUAAGUUGGACUACUCUUGAAACAGCUCUGAGGGAUGAGCUACUUUGCCAAACAGGAAUAUAGCUGACGAAAAAUCAGACGUUACCACGGAUACCACUGAAUGUUUACAGCACCAGCCCACAUUUUGCUAGCAGACAUGCGGCCAGGUAGCUGGACAA